Leptidea sinapis is the source of this 3448-nucleotide messenger RNA. RefSeq names its product neuronal acetylcholine receptor subunit alpha-7 (gene nAChRalpha7). The transcript is spliced from 11 exons. The record is from RefSeq and is a predicted model, not a curated record. Gene Ontology annotation, cellular component: neuron projection; postsynaptic membrane; synapse. NCBI's taxonomy places the organism in Eukaryota, Metazoa, Arthropoda, Insecta, Lepidoptera, Pieridae. The coding region runs from base 287 to 1810 and encodes 507 amino acids. Gene Ontology annotation, biological process: signal transduction; monoatomic ion transmembrane transport; chemical synaptic transmission. Gene Ontology annotation, molecular function: acetylcholine-gated monoatomic cation-selective channel activity; transmembrane signaling receptor activity.
GGCUCCGCUGCGCCACGGUCGGCCGCACUCCGCUGGACAGCAAUGCCCACGACCAGCACGUAACUCGCUCCCAGCGGCGGCGCACGGCGAUGCUCGAGAACCGGCCGGCACGCGCGGCCGUCGGCGAGCGGUGCUAGGUCCACCUCGAUACAUGAUAACUAGUAAUAUUAGGGAACCGAUCGUGUAAUAAGGAUCAGUGCAGGGAGCCGCGCGAGGGAGGCGGGGCCCGUGUCGCACAUGGCGCGGCGAGGCGGCGCGGCGCGCGGCGCUCGCUCGCGGCGCUGACAUGGCGGCCCGGGCGCGCCGCGAGCGGCUGGCGGCGCCCGCAGCCCUGCUGCUCCUGCUGCUCCUGCUCUGGCCACCAGAAGUUUGGUGCGGCUACCACGAGAAACGGCUAUUGCAUCAUCUGUUGGAUCACUACAACGUGCUGGAGCGGCCUGUCGUCAACGAGAGUGACCCGCUUCAACUCUCCUUCGGCCUCACACUCAUGCAAAUCAUUGAUGUGGAUGAAAAGAACCAACUGUUAAUAACAAAUAUAUGGUUGAAACUUGAAUGGAAUGAUAUGAAUUUGAGGUGGAACACUUCAGAUUUCGGCGGUGUCAAGGACUUAAGAGUACCACCACACAGGUUAUGGAAACCUGAUGUCCUUAUGUACAAUAGUGCCGACGAAGGGUUUGACAGCACAUAUCCAACCAACGUAGUUGUACGAAACAAUGGUUCUUGCCUGUACGUGCCUCCUGGUAUAUUUAAGAGUACUUGCAAAAUUGACAUCACGUGGUUCCCUUUUGAUGAUCAACGGUGUGAGAUGAAAUUCGGAAGCUGGACUUACGAUGGAUACCAACUUGAUCUUCAAUUACAAGAUGAAGGUGGAGGCGACAUCAGCAGUUUCGUUACAAACGGUGAAUGGGAAUUAAUAGGUGUGCCCGGUAAACGUAAUGAGAUCUAUUACAACUGCUGCCCUGAACCUUAUAUAGACAUCACGUUUGCAGUAGUGAUCCGACGGAAGACGCUGUAUUACUUCUUCAACCUAAUAGUUCCAUGCGUGUUGAUAGCCUCCAUGGCUCUACUUGGUUUCACUCUACCUCCAGAUUCUGGAGAAAAACUAUCAUUAGGUGUUACAAUUCUACUAUCACUCACGGUAUUCUUGAACAUGGUCGCGGAGACAAUGCCCGCGACGUCGGAUGCGGUGCCGCUGCUGGGCACGUAUUUCAACUGCAUCAUGUUCAUGGUGGCAUCUUCAGUCGUCUCUACAAUACUUAUUUUGAACUACCACCAUCGGCACGCCGACACACACGAAAUGAGCGACUGGAUUCGCUGCGUGUUUCUGUACUGGCUGCCGUGGAUUCUGCGCAUGUCCCGGCCAGGCUCCGCCACGACGCCGCCUCCUGCGCGUGCGCCUCCUCCGCCGGACCUGGAGCUUCGAGAACGUUCCUCGAAGUCUCUGUUAGCCAACGUGCUCGACAUCGAUGACGACUUCCGACACGCGCACGCGCAGCAGCCGCCCUGCUGCCGAUACUACAGGUCCCUCGACGAUCUACACGAACACUACUCGCCAAGUGGAGAAGAAAACGGCGCGGGUCUCGCUACACACAGCUGUUUUGGUGUUGAUUACGAGCUCUCACUCAUACUAAAAGAGAUUCGAGUCAUCACCGACCAGAUGCGCAAAGACGACGAAGAUGCGGACAUCUCGCGCGACUGGAAGUUUGCCGCCAUGGUCGUGGACAGACUGUGCCUUAUUAUCUUUACCCUGUUCACCAUCAUCGCCACGCUAGCCGUGCUGCUGUCGGCUCCGCACAUCAUGGUGUCGUAGCGCCCCGCCCGCCUGCGCCUGCGCAUGCGUAACGUUCUGUGAUACCGCGAAUAUUUGUUAAGUUGUGAUGUGCGACCGCGAGCGGCGACGCCGCGGCGCUGGAGUUGCCGCCGCCUGCCUCGCCGCUCGCGCCCUAGACCUAAGGAACCGCUGACUGCCAUCCCUACGCGUUAAAUUAUAAUGCUGCCUAUUCAUCUUCUUUUUCUCCAACCUCUCACUUAUAUCUUUCAAUGGCUUUAGCCAUUCUUUACUUUCAGCAUAACGUGUAUACUGCUCUCUCAUGUUGAUUGACGUAAUUUGAUUUUAACAUUUCCUUCAGUUUAGUAUGAGAGGCUGUUGAUUAUGACUGAAUUAUUAUGUGGCAGUAAACAUGUUGUCUGUCGACGAGCGUGAGAAUCAGGCUUUUAGAGAACCUCGCUAGACUAGAUGCCAUAACAGAUGAUCACAAAUUAUUGUAACUGUGAUCGAAACCAAAAAAGUGUAGCACAAAAAUGUCUUCCUUCAUACCUUUAUACAAUCUGUCACGUUGAAAUUUAUUAUAUCGUUAUUAGAACUUUCUUGUUUAUGUACAGUUUAGUGAUGGGGCGAAAAUCAGACCCUUUUUGUUUCUUAUUCGAUUCCGUGAAUCGUCGUUAUUGUCCCUAACUUUAUUUAUGGACAUUUUCGUGUCAUUAGCUAGUAUAGAACUUUACAAACAAUGUUGUUUCAAUUGGUACAGGUUGUGAUAUGCCUCGUUGAGAACGAGACGAUAUUGUUAUUAAUAAUAAAAUAUCCAAAGCUAUAGCUUAAUAAGACGCUCGUUAAAAUUGUAGUUUAUAAAGUGAUUAUUUUAUUAAAGCCGUACUCGGUCUUUCGAAACAAUGUUAUACAAUACAUGAUGAUAUCACGUUUGUACGUACAAUAAUUUUUUCGAUACAAUCGUAAAGUUAACCUUUUGAAAUUGAUUGAUCAUACAGGAACGUUAUUAAUUUCAGUUUCAUGACAUCGAAUCCAAAUCUGUAUUACCUUGCGUUAACACUCACCUCAUCGUACUGCAAAACAUGUUUCUGAUUUAGAUCACAUCCUGCGAAUUCGGGAUCUAUAAAGGUGCAGGCCUGUUACUGGUUAUAUAAGCCAACAACGGAGAGACACAUUGUUAUAAUCAAGUUUUGUUAUCCAUUCAAACUCAUGUAUCAUCCAUUCGUUCUUCAUGUUAUGUCAAGUUUAUAGAAAACGUAGUCUUCUUAAAAGGAAAACGUUAAAUAGAUUUAAGAGUUACUGCGAUGACACAAACUAGAGAGAUUUAUUGUAUCCUCGCAGAACUCCCUCCAUGUUUUCCUGGUUCGAAGCGCAUUAUGUUUGCUGCAUUCAUACACGCUCCUUUGGAAGUUGCGGAGCGGUUAUGAUUGUUCGCCAAUGUUUUCUGUCAUCUGUUUAUUUAUCGUCAUUCUUACCGACGGUCAUCACAGUUGUGUGACUGUUAGGAAGUCCGCGCAUCGUCUGGUCUGAGUUGCGACGGGACUGUGAAUCUGUUGAAUGGCCGACUAAAGCGCGGCCAACUCCAUCUUAGAGGACGCCGUUUGUCCUCAGACUUGUUCAAUUGUUAGGGUUAAUACUCUGAAUUGCACUUUGUUUAUUAAAUAUAAACCAAAGAAAAUA